Clunio marinus is the source of this 978-nucleotide messenger RNA. NCBI's taxonomy places the organism in Eukaryota, Metazoa, Arthropoda, Insecta, Diptera, Chironomidae. The record is from the annotation of a GenBank genome assembly.
AUGAGAAAUAAAUUCUUGAAUUUUACAAUUUGUCAAAUAUUCAUUAUAAUUGAAGUGUCGCUGCAAUGUGUAAUGUGUCAAGGGCGGCAAGAGAAUUCACCAGCACAGAAUGUUUCAUACUAUGAACGAUCGUUUAAAAAAGUUUUAUCACGACGUAAGCGUUUUUUAGUUUGGCGACCAGGUAGUAAUGUUUUGUUAACAAGUUCACUUGCUAAACCUUUAGCUUUUGAAAAGCCCACUGGACAUAAUUACAUUAUGGAGUGGGAUAUUUUUUUUCCACUUCCGACAAGUUGGAGAGUCCCAACAAAAAAACCAAAAACAACAACACCACCACCGACAGAAGAAACCACUCUUGAGGUCACACAUUCUUGGGAUCCACAUUCUGACUCAACUGGGGAGAUUUGGAUGCCAUCAUCUGGUUGGGCGCCGGGUACUGACGUAAUAAAAGCAAUUUCCCACGGAAAAGAAGCUGACAAGAGGUUGUGGAAUUCUCCAUGGCAGCAACAACAAACAUUGAGAGAAAGCAAUUGGAAUGACAAUAAUUUAUUCCGACUUCCUUCUUCGCUACCAGUUACACAAUUUAAAAAUCCAUUACUUCAUAACAAAACACCAUGGCAACAAACUCUUCAACAAAUGACAUUUAAUCGAAACGACAGAACUAAUUUCAAUCACCAACAUUACCAAUCGAACCGUCAACCGCUGUCAUCAAAUGUUGAAAGGAAUUUUAUUGGCAUCGAUAAACAGCAGCAACGAAGACGUUUUAUAACAAAAGGUCGUUCGCUUGAAACAUUGAGUGAUUUUCGAGCUAUGAAGAAACGGGAAGUGGAAGAGUCAAUAGAAGAUGACGAUGACUAUUGGGAACAUCAUCAUGCCCAUCGUGAUAGACGAGAAUUGUAUAACCUUGUUGAAUCCACUUCACCGUUGUUGAAGAAAUCACAAUGUGGUUAUCAUGGUAAUGUAGAGGGGGGAAAGCUCUAA